AUGGUUAUGGUGCAGAAGAGAGGGUUUUGGGCAUUGCGGCUGAUGAGAGGCGUUCACGAUGUUGUGGGCCAUGCGCUGACUCUCGGAGAGUACGCGACUGUUGUGCGAUCGUCUCGAGUGGCUGCGAGUUCCAUCAUAGCUUCUCAGGAUGCUACAUCUGAAAAGCCGACGUCCUUUCAACAGUCAACUCAAUCUAGUCAAUCGAGCCAUACACCCAGUUCGUGGCAUACUUCGUUUCCUAUACCACCGACUGCUGAUCCGACAUCCCCCGCCGCCCUCUCAGAGCAAAUACGAUCCAUCAUGCGACUACUCCCACACUCCGUCGUCGUCUGCACCUCAACACAUGGACAAACUCCAAGAGCAAUGACCAUGUCGUCAUUUACAUCACUCACUCUCUCGCCAACUCCAUUGAUAUCUUUCAACAUUGCCACUCCGAGCCGAACCCUCGACGCCAUAAUAGAAAGCCGCCACUUCAACAUACACAUCAUGUCAGGGGACGAAUUAGGCGUGCAAGUAGCAGACAGAUUUACAAGGGGCAACACAGAUGAUGUGUUUGACGGGUUAGAAUACGAUACAAGCAAGACGGAUGGAGCACCUCUGCUGAGAGGCGAGGGAAUCAUGUAUGCUCUGAGGUGCAGGCUGCUACCCGAUGAACCCACGAGGGGUCUGCUAAAAGUCCGGGAUCAUGUCAUUGUUGUGGGAGAAGUGGUGGAAAUGAUACCUGGAAGCUGCGCGAACAAGUUUGGGCUGUCGUAUGCGGAUCGAAAGUAUCGCCAGAUUGGGAGUGUGAUUUCGCAAGAUUAA
Trichoderma breve is the source of this 804-nucleotide messenger RNA. RefSeq names its product flavin reductase like domain-containing protein. Bases 1 to 804 code for a protein of 267 amino acids. The transcript is spliced from 2 exons. Gene Ontology annotation, molecular function: riboflavin reductase (NADPH) activity; FMN binding. The record is from RefSeq and is a predicted model, not a curated record. Lineage: Eukaryota; Fungi; Ascomycota; Sordariomycetes; Hypocreales; Hypocreaceae.